GCCAGAACCAUCGGUAGUCUCUGUGGCCUUGUCUCAUUGUUUGUUUUGUCGCCGGUCUAAUGGUGAAAGUGAAACCUUUCUCGAGAAACACCAGACUCAAGAACCAUUCUGACGAACCACUGAAGGUUGCUGUGACAGUGGAUAGCAGAUUUCAAUCGGAUGACAUAUCUCUAAUAAUCGAACCGGGUGAGCACAGGUACAUGUGCUACGCCGAUUUGGGGAUUGAAUACAAUGGUGGACGUCUGGUAGAAGUGUUUUUUUACAUCGGAGACCGGCAGAUGAAACCUAUACUGACAUCGCAGAUAAGGGAUCAUGAGAAAAUCAUAUUCUUCAAACGAGAGGAUGGAACCAUCGCCCACAAUCUAAUCAAGGGGUGUAUGAUCAAGAUGAACGGGAUAGUUAUCUCGGUGAAAGGCGCGGUGAAAAAGAUCAAGUCAUUGCUGAUGUAGAUGGGUUUCGAAUACCCGUCGGUGUGAUUGAAGUUGAACAUGAAGACGACAAGCAUUCUACGUGAGUUCUUCAGCUUCGCGAGGGACUAACAAGUCUGUGUGUUUGUACCAGAUUCAUGGGAAGAGUGAUAGUC
Juglans microcarpa x Juglans regia is the source of this 583-nucleotide messenger RNA. RefSeq lists its product as uncharacterized. Lineage: Eukaryota; Viridiplantae; Streptophyta; Magnoliopsida; Fagales; Juglandaceae. The coding region runs from base 60 to 449 and encodes 129 amino acids. The record is from RefSeq and is a predicted model, not a curated record. The transcript is spliced from 3 exons.